Erpetoichthys calabaricus (reedfish) is the source of this 4111-nucleotide messenger RNA. RefSeq names its product lysine-specific demethylase 2B (gene kdm2bb). The record is from RefSeq and is a predicted model, not a curated record. Gene Ontology annotation, molecular function: zinc ion binding; transcription coregulator activity; protein binding. Gene Ontology annotation, biological process: protein demethylation; regulation of transcription by RNA polymerase II. Bases 108 to 4094 code for a protein of 1328 amino acids. The transcript has 21 exons. NCBI's taxonomy places the organism in Eukaryota, Metazoa, Chordata, Cladistia, Polypteriformes, Polypteridae.
CUCGAGCAAUGUUUUGAUUCUCCGGCCGUGACGUCACUGCCAGUACUAUACAAAAAUGGUUCCUUACUUAGUUUGGAAUCGGAAAGCAAAGUGUUUUCUAACUUCAAAUGUGGCCGUGUGAGGCCAGCCACGAGGGCCUAAACUGGUUAAAAGCUGACGAAAGCUUCAAAAUUAAAAAAACAAAAAAAAUUAAAAGGAAAAAAAUGGAGGCGCACGCUGAAUCUCGACGCCGACUGCAGCGCUCUAUUGGCAGAAGAAUGUAUGAUGAAAAUGAUGACCUGUCAGAUGUGGAGGAAAUUGCCAACAUCCGGGGAUUUGAUUUGGAAGAUAAACUGAAAAGUGAAGCUUAUAAUUUAUCUUAUGUAGAUCGCAUGGAUGGCAAAGAUUUUAAUUACGAGUAUGUUCAAAGAGAAGGCCUUAGGAUUCCUCUCAUAUUCAAAGCCAAAGAUGGGUUAGGAAUCAAAAUGCCUGAUCCUGAAUUUACUGUCAGUGAAGUGAAAGGGUUAGUAGGCAGCCGACGAGCUGUGGAUGUGAUGGAAGUCAGCACACAAAAAGGCAUGGAGAUGAGCAUGGCUCAGUUUGUUCGAUACUACACAACUCCUGAGGCCGAACGAGACAAGCUUUUCAAUGUCAUUAGUCUGGAGUUUAGCCACACUAAGCUUGAAAACCUGAUCAAGCGCCCCAUAGUGAUUGACUUGGUGGACUGGGUGGACAACAUGUGGCCACGGCAUUUGAAAGAUAAGCAAGUCGAUGCCACUAAUAUACUCUCUGAAAUGAAAUAUCCCAAAGUGCAGAAAUACUGUUUGAUGAGUGUCAAGGGCUGCUACACUGACUUCCAUAUCGAUUUUGGGGGCACUUCUGUAUGGUAUCACGUUCACAGAGGGGGCAAGGUCUUUUGGCUGAUUCCUCCAACACCUCACAAUUUGGACCUGUAUGAGAAGUGGGUCUUAUCUGGAAAGCAAAGUGACAUUUUUCUGGGUGAUCAAGCAGAUGGGUGCCAAAGGGUUGAGCUGAAACAAGGUUACACAUUCUUCAUUCCAUCAGGAUGGAUUCAUGCUGUUUACACCUUGGAGGAUACGCUGGUGUUUGGUGGGAACAUUCUCCAUAGCUUUAACAUUCCCAUGCAGCUAACUGUCCAUGAUAUUGAAAAUAGAACAAAGGUUCAUGCAAAAUUCCGCUAUCCUUUCUACUAUGAGAUGUGCUGGUAUGUCUUAGAAAGAUAUGUGUACUGCCUAACCAAGCGCUCUCACCUAAAUAAGGACUUCCAAAGGGAAUCGAUGCUAAUUGAUGCGGAGAGAAAGCAAAGCACCGAGAGUUUCUCUUCAGAUUCUCGACUAGAAAUGGAUGAAGAAUCCUGUGACACUCCGGUGAAAGAAGAAUGUGCUGAUGGCCUAGAGAAGUGUGCCAAGCCCUCAAUAGAUGGACCUCAUUCUCCUGGUAGUGUGCUUCCUGAAACAAAAGACAAGAAAAUUAAGCCUACUCCUACACGGCACUUGAAGCGAACACUGUCCAACGAGUCUGACGACAGCACAAAGUCAAAUAUAGCCAUGGAUUUUCCUAAAACUCCGUCAGGUUCCCCAGUUUCUGAAACCUCAAACAAAUGGACUCAUUUGACAGAGUUUGAACUGAAAGGCUUGAAGGCACUGGUGGAGAAGCUGGAAUCUUUACCAGAGAAUAAAAUGUGUGUUCCUGAAGGCAUUGAGGAUCCCCAGGCUUUGUUAGAAGAUAUGAAGGUAGUUUUGAAAGAGCAUAGUGAAGAUGAUGCAAACCUUGCCAUUACAGGAGUGCCUGUUGUUUGCUGGCCCAAAAAAACUGCUAAGCAAAAGUCUGGGGGACGACCGAAAGGUAAGCUUGGAGCAUCAACAGCAGUCAAGCUGGCAGCAAACCGGACCACAGCAGGAGCCCGCCGGAGACGGACAAGGUGCCGAAAGUGUGAAGCAUGUUUACGGACAGAGUGUGGGGAGUGUCACUUCUGUAAGGACAUGAAGAAAUUUGGGGGCCCAGGAAGAAUGAAGCAGUCCUGUAUCAUGAGGCAGUGUAUUGCUCCUGUGCUUCCCCACACUGCAGUUUGCCUUGUUUGUGGUGAAGCAGGGAAGGAGGAUACCGUUGAUCAAGAGGAGGAGAAGUUUAAUAUCAUGUUGAUGGAGUGCUCCAUUUGCAAUGAGAUUGUGCAUCCAGGUUGCCUCAAGGUAAAGGAUGCAGGUGGUGUAGUGAACGAGGAGCUUCCAAACUGUUGGGAAUGCCCAGUCUGCAACCAUGCUGGAAAAACUGGGAAAGCCUACAAGCAAAAGAGAGGCCCAGGGUUUAAGUACGCGUCCAACCUGCCGGGUUCACUGCUGAAGGAGCAGAGAGUGAACAAGGAUGUGAAGGAGGAAAAUGAUUCGACUACUCCUGUGAAAAGAAAAGUGGAACCUGAAGAUAGCCUAAAGCGGAAAUCUGAGGAACCACCUAAGAAACGAGCAGCACCAUUGCCAGCAGAUGCCUUGCUUAGAAGCAAUUCUGAGGAGACACCAUUGAAGAAGAAAAGGAGGCCAUUGGACAAGAGUGUAGACCCCACAGUUAGGAAGAGGAGGAGGUCCUUGAAAUCCUCGGAUGACAGACUGGCAAUUCCAAAGCCUUUACGACAGCUUAAAUCAGAAGAAGAUGAUGAUGAUGACGAAGAUGAAGAUGACAAAGAGGAAGAUGAAGAUGAUAAUGCUGGAGAGAAAGACAAUGAAGAGAUGGAAGAGGAUCUUCCUGAAACACCUUUAAAGUCCCUGGCAACUAGAGAAAGUGAUCAGUCUCAGUCAAGCUCUCCUCGAGCUGGUCCUAGCUGUGAAAGUGGCACUGAACUGCAAGAAAAGAAUAAAGCGCGGGUGAGGAGGAAACGCAGGCUUCCCAGCAAAGAACUAAGCAAGGAGCUGAGUAAAGAGCUCAAUCAGGAGAUCCAAAAAACUGAGGACUGUUUGGCAAAUGAAAACUGCCAACCUUUAAAAUCUGAGCCCGAGAGUGAGAAUGAGGAGCCUAAAAGACCCCUGAGCAAUAGUACAGCAUGCAGUGAAAGGCUUCAUCAGAGUCCAAGAGAAAUGAAUGGAACUCCCCGAGAGCUAAGUCAUAACCAGCAGCUCUCCCCUCUUGGGGUCAGUAAGAGUCCACUUGGCACCCCAGUUUCUGCACGUCCCCCUCCAUCUCGCUCACCUCCUAAAUGCAUGCAGAUGGAACGCCAUGUGAUCCGGCCGCCACCUAUCAGCCCGCCCCCUGACUCCCUGCCCCUGGAUGAUGGGGAAGCUCAUGUGAUGCGCAGGGAAGUCUGGAUGGCUGUAUUCAGCUACCUCUCUCACAAAGAACUGUGUGUCUGUAUGAGUGUCUGCAAGACCUGGAACAGAUGGUGUUGCGACAAACGACUGUGGACUAAAAUUGAUCUCAAUCGAUGUAAAUCCAUCACUCCACUUAUGCUCAGUGGAAUAAUCAGAAGGCAACCUGUGUCAUUAGACUUAAGUUGGACAAACAUAUCAAAGAAACAGUUAAGCUGGCUUAUUAAUCGAUUACCAGGUCUCCGGGUGCUGCUGCUAGCAGGCUGUUCAUGGGUGGCAGUUUCUGCACUUUGUACCUCCAGUUGCCCUUUGCUGCGGACUCUGGAUGUCCAGUGGGUAGAAGGUUUAAAAGAUGCUCAAAUGAGAGACCUGCUUUCUCCUCCAACAGAUAACAGGCCAGGACAAAUAGACAAUCGAAGUAAACUCAGAAAUGUUGUAGACUUGCGUCUGGCAGGAUUGGAUAUUACUGAUGCUUCGCUUCGUCUUAUUAUCAGACACAUGCCUUUACUUUCACGAUUGGAUCUCAGUUACUGUAACCACAUAACUGACCAGUCUAUUAACAUUUUAACUGCUGUAGGAACUACAACUCGGGAUUCUCUAACAGAGAUUAAUCUGUCAGUUUGCACUAGGGUUACUGACCAGUGCCUGACCUACUUCAAACGCUGUGGGAACAUCUGUCACAUUGACUUGCGGUACUGCAAACAAGUCACGAAGGAGGGCUGUGAACAGUUCAUAGCAGAGAUGUCUGUAAGCGUACAGUUUGGACUGUUAGAGGAAAAGCUGCUGCGAAAACUCAGCUAGUUAACAAUGGACACUUU